Messenger RNA from Rangifer tarandus platyrhynchus (Svalbard reindeer), 300 nucleotides. Lineage: Eukaryota; Metazoa; Chordata; Mammalia; Artiodactyla; Cervidae. The record is from the annotation of a GenBank genome assembly.
AUGCAUCAACAGACGACCAGCCCUUACCGUGUUCUCCAGGGCUCACCUCACAAAUGUGAUGGUGCCCAACCACUUCACCCACCAGUGUUCUCACCCUCUGGUCCUUCCAACCUUUUCUCACAGCUCCAGCCAAUUAAAAAAAAAAAUGUUUUCCCAGUGUAUACAUCCCCCCCUGCCACACCCUCUAGAGAGAAUUCAGUUUCCUUCAGUCAAGUCAAAUGGAAAAAUUGUUGGAACAUAGAGACAACAGGGCGUGGGGGUGGGGGGCAGCAAAACAAACAAAAAUCCCAGAAGAGCUAG